UUAAGACUAGAACAACCACCGCACCAUCUUUCUACAAACGUCCCACAGGUUUACAGGAGCAAAGCAAGGUCCAGAUUACACUUGUAUUCCUGCCUGAUGACAUUAAGACUUCUAAGAGAGUCUUUAAAGCUGGUUGUGUUAAGUUUUAAAAGAGAAAUGGUCGGCGGACCACAGAGACGAGACUCAAUAGAGGUGUACGACUAUACUGAAGGAGGUGGUUAUUCCGGUGACCAGCCGUCGCUAAGGUUACGACGGGUUUCAUCUCGAGUGUCCAAUCAGAAUUACCCCCAGUUCGACUGGAGCUCAACGCCAGCUGAGGAGGAUGGAGAGGGCGACGGUGGACAGCCACGCGACCUCAGGGGCAUUCCUCUGCCCAUGGCACUGAAAAGAGCUGUGAGGCAGGUCCAGCAAAUGCGAGUGCCUGUGGUUUCCAGCAGGAAACACAAAAAGACCAAAGCGCUGCGCAAACUCAGAGACAACGCCAGAGAAUUUCUCAGCAUCAUAACACCGUGGAGCAAGACUUUGCAAAAGAUCGGAGGGAACUUUGGAGGUGGCGUCCAAUCUUACUUCCUGUUCCUGCGAUUCCUGGUGGUGCUCAAUUUUGUUUCCUUUUUACUGAUUGCUGGAUUUGUCCUCAUCCCCAGCAUCGUCUUCAGAUCUGUCGGGUCCAGCGUCGUCAACAGUACUGGUCCAGAGGAGUGCUUGGAUUAUGACCCUAAUCCUCAAGGCCUGGUGGUGUUCUAUAAUUACUUCCUUGACUUACUUUCGGGAACGGGCUUCAUGGAGUAUUCAUAUAUGUUUUAUGGCUACUACAACAACACGAUGGUGGAGGACAGGAACUUCUCCUACAACAUCCCCCUGGCCUACCUCUUCACCGCCGUCUUCUACUUCAUCUUUUGCCUCAUUUGUAUCAUCGCACGCUUGGGGACUACGGCUCGAGUUGCCGUGGCAACGGGAGGCAGCGCUUUAGGCAACUACAGCAUUAUCGUGUUCACCAGCUGGGACUACGGUUGCCUGGGUGAUCGAGCUACCAAACUGAAGCAGAAGAACAUCCACUACCGGCUACAGGUUGAUCUGGAGGAGGAGAGCAUAAAGAAAAGGGCAGCCGCUCUGACAUUGUGUCAAAAAAUAGUUUUAUACUCUCUACGUGUCUCUAUGGGUCUUCUUUCUGUUGCGCUCAUUGUUGCAGCCUUUUACUGCAUCUUCAUGGCCACCGUCUUCAGCCAGGGAAAGAGUGGAGAGGAAGGGAUCCUGGGUUUGUUUUUUGAGUAUCUACCUUCCAUUGUCAUCACCGCCGCAAACUUCCUGGUGCCGCUGCUGUGUGACCAGAUCGCCCUCAUUGAGCGAUACCCCCCCAGCACCACUGUCAUAGCAGCACUAUUAAGGGCAGUGAUCCUUCGUCUGGUCGGUCUGGGUGUUCUCCUCUACACGCUGUGGCUUCAAAUCACCUGCAAGGGGGACACAAGUAGUGAAGACUGUGCAAAGUGCCAGUACAGCCAUAAAGACUACCCGUGCUGGGAAACUCGUGUGGGACAGGAGAUGUACAAGCUGACACUGUUUGACUUCCUCAUCAAUUUUGCUGUGCUCGUUCUGGUGGAGAUUCCACGCAGGAUGGUGGUCGACAACUGGUCCAAUAAGCUGACUCAGUGGGUGGGUCGACAGGAGUUUGUAGUACCUGCCAACGUGCUCGGGCUGGUUUACGGUCAGACUGUGGUUUGGACAGGAGCUCUGUUUUGCCCUCUGCUGCCGCUCAUCAACACCAUAAAGUUUAUCUUCCUCUUCUACUUCAAGAAGCUCACACUCUUCAAUAACUGUCGGCCAGCACUGAGGACGUUUCGCUCCACCACCUCCACCUUCUUCUUCCUGGUGGUUCUCCUGUUUGGCUUCAUCCUGGCCACAGCCGUCAUGGUUUACAGUCUCGCUGAAAUCCAUCCCUCUAUGGGUUGCGGUCCUUUCCGUUUCUUCCCGAGCAUGUGGUCGAUUGUUCCGAAAUCUUUCUACAACCUCUCUGAUGUCACCAAGGAGUUUCUCUUCUUCGUUGGUUCCCAAGCGUUCUCCAUCCCUCUGUUUGUGCUAAGUUGUGUGGUGAUGUGUUAUUUCAUAGCUUUAGCCUCUGUCUAUGGGAAAAGUGUUGCUCUGCUGAGAGCUCAAAUCAAACUGGAGGGCCGUGACAAGCAGUUCUUGGUGAAGCAGAUUGGGGAGCUGGGUCGACAUCAGCUACUACAACAUUCUGCAGGAGCGUUUAACUGAACAUCGAACACGGACCAAACCUUUAAAACACGAUAUGACAUGAUGGAGCAUCUGUAUGCUACCUAUAUGUUUAAAGUCAGUGACAUAAAAGACUGUCUGGGGUUUAGUUUAAUGAAUUAAAGAUGUUGUGGUUCUUAAGAGAUGAGAAUUCUGUUUCUAGGAGGAUUUGGAAAAAAGGAAAAGUAAAACCUAUUUAUUAUCACCCUACCAAAGCUAGCAGUAUAUCAGAUUUAAAAUCAGGUUUAUUGCCAAGUAAUAA
Molecule: messenger RNA, 2509 nt
Organism: Plectropomus leopardus (leopard coralgrouper)
Lineage: Eukaryota; Metazoa; Chordata; Actinopteri; Perciformes; Serranidae
Source: RefSeq, a predicted model, not a curated record